CUUGUAAUCAUAAGGAGAUGAAGAGGAAGAACCAAAUUUUGCUCUUAUUUGUCAUCAUCUGUCUUACCAGCUGUCUCGAAAACUUGAGUGCCAAACCAGUACUUACUAAGAAGAGGGGAAAUGAAAUGGAUUAUGAGGUUCAUGUCGGAGUCAUCCUCGAUAUGGGGUCGUUGGAGGGAAAAAUUCUUCAACGUUGCAUUUCCAUGGCAAUUUCUGACUUUUACAGCGGGCACCAUUACUAUAAAACAAGGCUAGUUCUCCACACCAGGGACUCCAAAGGAGAAACUCUCAACGCUCUCUCUGCUGCUCUUAAUCUCUUGGAAGAUGCCAAAGUGGGAGCAAUCCUUGGUCCACAAACAUCAUUGGAAGCAAAGUUUCUGGCUGAGUUUGGGGACAAGUACAAAAUCCCAGUGAUUUCAUUUUCCACACCUGGUUCCUUUCCGACCACAACCAGGUCUCCUUACUUUGUUCAAAUUGCACAUGACCAAAACUCAGAAGUUAAAGGUAUUGCAGCUCUUAUUGAACUAUACAAAUGGAGGAAUGUCAUCCUUAUCCAUGAGGAGAAUGAUGACUUGAAUCUUGAUAAUACCAUAUCUUUCAUGGCUGCUUUCUUUGAAGAGAAAAACAUACGCAUUGCAUUUAUGAGUGCAAUUGCUGCAUCAUCUGAAGAUGAUCAAAUCAUUGAACAACUUCAUGAGCUCAGGACAUUGCAAACUGCAGUAUUCAUUGUGCAUUUGUCUCAUUUUCUUACAUCUCGCCUUUUCAUAAAUGCAAAAAGAUUGGGAAUGAUCAGCGAAGGGUAUGCUUGGAUUGUGACUUCUAAGGGCAUGAAUCAUUUGCAUUUAAGAGACUCAUCUAUCGUUGAGUCAAUGCAAGGCGUCCUUGGUUUUAGGUCUUAUAUUCCAGCAUCGGAAGAGCUGCACAAUUUUACUUCAAGAUUAAGAACAAAACUUUUUACUGAGGGGCCCCAUGCGAUUCAAGACAUGCAGUUAAAUAUACUUGGUUCAUUGGCCUACGAUGUUGCCUGGAGCCUAAAAACUGCAGCCGAAAGGGUAGCGGUGAAAGUUUCUUUUAACAGCAAUCUAGAUGCUAGAUCAAACUCAAUGGAUUUAGAUAUCUAUAGAACAUCUAUGUAUGGUUCAAUACUUCUCCAAGAGAUACAGCGCAGUAACUUUAAGGGUUUAAGUGGUGAAUUUCGAUUCAUCAAUGGGAAGUUAAUCUCAAAUGCAUUUGAGAUAGUUAAUGUGCUAAGUAAUGGGGAAAAAAGAGUUGGAUUUUGUACUUCCACUGGAAAAAUCACAAGGGAAAUAUAUGAAUCCAAUCAUAGAAGACAGCUGUCUUUCACCAACAAUCUCGAGUCGAUAAUCUGGCCCGGUGGGUCUUCUACCAUUCCACAAGGUCGGAUGUUGCAAACGAGUGGUAAAAUCCUUAGAAUUGGUGUGCCUUCACAAGUGGGGUAUCCGCAAUUGCUGGAGCAGAAACAUGAUCCUCGCAUCAACGCUACAACGUUCACUGGUUUCUGUAUAGAUGUUUUUAAAGCUGCCAUAGAGGGUUUGGACUAUCAACUGCCAUAUCAAUUCAUCCCUUUCGAGGAUCCCAACGGAAAGAGUGCUGGAACUUACAAUGAGCUCAUUUACCAAGUUUAUCUCCGGGAAUUUGACGCUGUCAUCGGGGACACAACGAUCACAGCAAAUAGAUCCUUGUAUGCAGAUUUCACGACGCCAUACACUGACAUUGGCGUUGGAAUAGUGGCCCCAACCGAAAAUAAAGACAUGUGGAUUUUCUUCAAACCGCUUACGCCACAACUUUGGCUAACAAUUGUCGGUUUUCACAUCAUAACCGGAUUUCUCAUUUGGCUAAUUGAAUGUCAAAGUCCUCGCCAUGGCGCUGAAGGCUUACCGCCCCAACGAAGUGGGUUCCCCUUCUCAAUCCUCGUUGGUCGUUGGGAACAGUUGAGAAACAACUGGUCAACAUUUUUAGCUGUUGUUUCGCUGUUCGUAAUGUUUAUAUUAAGUUCCAGCUACACUGCCACGCUGGCUUCAAUGAUGACGGUCCAGCAUAUUGAAUUGAACUCCAAGGGAAGUUACAUUGGAUACCAUGCGACUUCAAAUAUCACGAAAGGAGUUUUGAUCAGCAACCUAAAUUUUGAAGACAAUACCCUUAAGCCAUUUAGUUCCAUAGAACAAUUUGCUGAUGCAUUAUCAAAAGGAAGCAAAAAUGGUGGCGUCUCCGCCAUCCUUGAUGAGAUAACAUACAUCAAGAUAUUUCUUGCAGAGUAUUCUGCCGAUUAUUCCUUGAUCAAAACCUUUUCUAUCACCAAUGGCUUUGGCUUCGUUUUUCCCAAAGGUUCACCACUGGUUCCUGACAUAUCGAGGGAAAUUGCGAGACUGAGGGAAAGCGGGAGGCUUAAUAUGUUGGAAAAUACAUGGUUUAAGAGCAAAGCAUCACUGACGUCUGGGGAUAGUGUAGACAAUGUGAGGCCUCUUACUCCUACUAACUUUGGCGGGUUGUUUCUUAUCAGCGGAAUUCUCUCUGUUGUAGCAUUUCUCAUAUUUCAAAUCCCUCUGCUCAACGAAUAUUGGCAUGCUGUGAGAAAUCGGAUGAUAAACCCCAUCAAUGUUUGGAGGCAAGUUCAUCGGUUUGGAAAGGAGUAUUUCCUUUCUGAUAUUGUUAGAAGGAUUAGGACAGUAAAUUCUGCUGCAACACAUCCGCAGGUGCAAAUGAUUUAACUUCAGCAGAGACAGCCUGUCAGGACAUCUUAUGACAUCUUAUUCCCCUUUUUCUAAUUCCUUAAAC
This is a messenger RNA of Theobroma umbraticum, 2796 nucleotides long. Its product is annotated as glutamate receptor 1.2-like. The record is from RefSeq and is a predicted model, not a curated record. Gene Ontology annotation, molecular function: ligand-gated monoatomic ion channel activity. Gene Ontology annotation, cellular component: membrane. Lineage: Eukaryota; Viridiplantae; Streptophyta; Magnoliopsida; Malvales; Malvaceae.